Crotalus tigris (Tiger rattlesnake) is the source of this 5497-nucleotide messenger RNA. RefSeq names its product CDP-diacylglycerol synthase 1 (gene CDS1). Lineage: Eukaryota; Metazoa; Chordata; Lepidosauria; Squamata; Viperidae. Gene Ontology annotation, cellular component: endoplasmic reticulum membrane. Gene Ontology annotation, molecular function: phosphatidate cytidylyltransferase activity. The transcript has 13 exons. The record is from RefSeq and is a predicted model, not a curated record. Bases 837 to 2192 code for a protein of 451 amino acids.
UUAUGAAGUGGGGGGGGGGAGGCGACGGAGGUAGAUGAACUUUACAUUGGGGAUGUGGGAGUGAGGGCGGGGGCAAGUCCGGGUGCGUGAGAAGGAGUCCUGCCUGCCUGCCUGCCUGGAGAACUGGCCAGUUGGUCAGGUUUCUUGGAGACCCCCCAACUUCCUCCGAAGUGAAAAGAAGCCGACCUCUUUAAUUUUCCAUCCUCAUUUUCGGAAAAGAUCGGAAGACUGGAUUUGUGAGCUAUUCUUUCAGCCAGGAUUGGGGGUGGCUCCCCCCCCCCGUGAGCGCCUGCCAUAAAAGAACUGUGUGGAAGGCUUUUUGAAUGGAAGGGAAGGUUACAUGGAUUCAUUAAAAAAAAAAAAAAUCCUGACCCUUCCCCGUGGGAAGUAGCCAGCCUUCUUUCCCUUUCCGUGAAGGAUUAGCAAAAAAAAACAAAACACCACUCUUGGGAAUUGAAUGAAGGUUUUUUUCCCCCCCCCUCCGAUUUGAGAGGCCCUCCUACUUGGAUGUGAAAAACUGAGAGACCUUCAGGACGCCUUCCAAAAUGCUGUCUCUUAAGGCUUAGUCUGCAAAAAAAAAAAAAAAAGAGAGAGAGAGAGAGACUCCCAGGCUGGUGUUCUUUUGCAGCAGAGAAGUGAUUUCAGGUGUUCUGCUCCGUAAAGAGGAAAUAGGAUUUUUUUCAUUGCCGACAGGUUCGUUCCUAGGUGGCAUCCGGGAUAUAAAAUGUACUAGAGGCCUAACCUUUGGAAUAAAAUCUGGCAUAGCUCGGCUGUAAGGCAGGGUUGACACCCUGCACAUCUUCAUAUUGCUUCCUUGUGCCCUUGCUGCUGCUUUAAUGUCUUCCGAAAUGUCGUCGGAGCUCAGGAGGCGAGGAGCUGGCGGAGAUCAUGAAACCGAAAACGUUGGUGACAAGGAUAUAGAUAAAAAUGAAAAAAUUGGUGAACUGGACCUCAGAAAUGUUUUAGAAGUUCCUGAAGUUGUUCCAGCAACAGACAGCACUCCAGAAAUUUUUAAAAAGGCUCUUUCUGGCUUAUCUUCCAGAUGGAAGAACUGGUGGAUUCGUGGAAUUUUAACUUUAGCAAUGAUUUCAGGUUUCUCCCUUAUUAUAUACAUGGGAUCAUUUAUGCUGAUGCUGCUUGUCUUAACCAUACAAGUCAAGUGCUUUCAUGAAAUCAUCACUAUAGGUUACAGAGUUUAUCGAUCUUAUGACUUACCAUGGUUUAGAACAUUAAGCUGGUAUUUCUUGUUAUGUGUGAACUAUUUCUUUUACGGUGAGACAGUAGCAGAUUACUUUGCUACUUUUGUUCAGAGACGAGAACAACUUCAAUUCCUAAUUCGCUACCACCGAUUUAUAUCUUUUACACUUUAUCUGGCAGGAUUUUGUAUGUUUGUGUUGAGUUUGGUGAAGAGACAUUAUCGCUUACAGUUUUAUAUGUUCGCAUGGACUCAUGUUACUUUGCUGAUCACUGUAACUCAGUCUCAUCUUGUCAUCCAAAAUCUCUUUGAAGGCAUGAUCUGGUUUCUUGUUCCAAUCUCAAGUGUCAUUUGCAAUGAUAUUGCUGCUUAUAUAUUUGGAUUCUUCUUUGGCAGAACACCAUUAAUUAAGCUCUCUCCCAAAAAGACCUGGGAAGGUUUCAUUGGUGGCUUCUUUAUCACAGUCAUAUUUGGAUUUAUUGUUGCGCAUCUUCUGGCACAAUACCAGUACUUCGUAUGUCCUGUGGAAUACAACAGCGAAACUAACAGGUUUGUCACAGAAUGUGAACCAUCAGAACUUUUCCAGCUAAAGAAGUACUCCUUACCACCAUUGCUUCAAGUUGUUCUGAGAAAGGAAACUGUGACGAUGUAUCCAUUCCAGAUGCACAGCUUUGCAUUAUCAACAUUUGCAUCUUUAAUUGGGCCAUUUGGAGGGUUUUUUGCUAGUGGAUUCAAAAGAGCUUUCAAAAUCAAGGAUUUUGCUGAUACUAUUCCUGGCCACGGCGGAAUAAUGGAUCGUUUCGAUUGUCAGUACUUGAUGGCUACUUUUGUACAUGUCUACAUUACCAGUUUCAUAAGAGGUCCGAAUCCCAGCAAAUUGCUGAACCAACUCUUGGUACUCCAGCCAGAGGAGCAAUUAAACAUUUAUAAAACUUUGAAAUCACACCUCAUUGAGAAAGGCCUCCUCCAGCCAUCCUUGGGGGAACAGGAGGACUGAAGGAUGGACUACCAAGGGAAGCCCAGCUGGGACUGCAGCUCUACUUCGGUGGAGAGAGGCGUGUGGGAAUCAAGCCAGCCUGUGUCCAAAGAUAUGACUGUUUACGGAGAAUACUGUGAACACCCGGGAUGCCAUGCAAGAUUUUAAGUUUCUUUUUAACCAACCGCAUGCUUUUGCAAUAAUUUAUAUUCUUGAAUUAAUGGAAUGAGACUUCUUGGCUUUGGUCUUAACUGUUCUGUUCUGAGCAACGAUGCACAUGCUCCUAGUAAAUAAAAGUUAAAGAAACAAUUAGGGUGUGCAAUUUAUAUAUAAAAAAACCAACCCUCAUUUAGUGCAAUGAUAUUCAUGACACCAGCUCAGUGAAUGGCAUUUUAUAGUACAGUGUUGGUAUCUCAAGUUAUUUGAUAAUAUAACUUAAGUAAUAACCGAAUGGCAGUAGGAGCUGUUUUGCUAUAUUGCUUCCUUUCUUCCCAUCCCUGCCAAAGCAGAGAAAUGGGCAAAUUUGAAUCUUUUUUGAGUUUCUCAGGUUGACUGUGUUCCAUAAUAAAGAAACAAAACCAAAACCCACUAGGUAUGUAUUGGGGAGAGAAGAGUCUAGGGCAGGGGUAGGCAACCUUGGCUCCUUUAUGACUCAUGGACUUCAACUCCCAGAAUUCCUGAGCCAGCAUGGCUCAGCUUGGAAACUCUCCCUUUCCCCUCAACAUGGCUGGCUCAGGAAUUCUGGGAGUUGAAGUCCACGAGUCAUAAAAGAACCGAGGUUGCCUACCCCUGGUCUAGUAUGAGCUUUUAGAGUAUCUUUUCUGUGGGAGUUCAAGUGAGGAUUGGAUACUCGUUAACUGGAUUAGGGGGCUCUAGUUACCUGAGAGGGGGGGGGGCAUUUUCCCAAGCAAUUUCCAUUCAGUGCUUUUAGGCUCCCAAGAAACAAUGCCUCAAAAUGUUCAGAUGAGCUAAGUUUAAUUGUUCUGUGUCUUUUACGGUAAGUGCAAUAGAAGGGCUCUUGGGCAAUUAGAAUGUUUUCAGGAAGUACCGAGGCUUGGUUCAGUGUGGUUUUCUACUUUUAUGGGAUGGUUUGUUUCCAUCAUCUUAACCUGGAAGGAGGACUUCAAGCACCUGCUCUAUCUGAAGGACAACACUGAAAUGUGCUCAAGUUUAUUCAAACUUUUCUUGAGCCUCGCAUAAACUGUCACAUUUUAAAGAGCUUAAUUUAUUUAGUUCUUCUGCAUGAUUUCUUUCAUCAUGUCGCAGUCCCAAAAACUUAUUUUUAAAUUCAAAUAACAGUAAGUGGGAAGCCAAAAACCAUGGUAAGAAUAUGACUGACUAAAUAGGAUUUAAGGUAUUACAGCUGCAGCCUUUACAGACUUCCUUGCUAUGCAAAUGAAGGGAGCAGUUCAGUUCAUUUAAUUGGAUUGGGCAAGAUAACUUCUAGGAUUUUUCCCUACAAAUUUAAUUUGAAUGUUAAUUUUCUUUGCAGUGAGCAUUCAAGGCUUCUUAUUUUGGUAGGAUUUUAAGGCAACCAGCUUAAGCCCUAUUUUUGUCCUGUUUGGCUUACCUUUUUAAAGCAGUUUUGUGGAAUUGACUAUCGGUCUUUGACUUCCAAAAUGAUGAAGCGUGUUUGUUUGAUUUUCAGCAAUAGUAAGAUUACUCUGGACAAGGCUAAAAUCCAAUAAAUUCAGACUGUUAUCAACCGAAACCGCUGUAAAUGAGGAAUAUUGCCAAUAUUUAAACACUGGGGAUUCCUUGUAAUCUGUCUUUAGUAAUAGGAAAGCAGCAGUAGUGUUUGUCCUGUCUGUAUUGCUCCAUUACUAGCAAAAGCUAUAAUAAAAGCUUAUAAUAAAAGCAAGAAUUUUUUCUUCAGCCAUUGUCUUUGGCCCUCCUAAUACUUGCAGCAGCUGAGAUGGUUUUGGCUAACCUAAAGAGGCCCGAGGCUGGCUUCAGAUUCUUUUCUUGAACAUCCAAAGACACAUUUGCCAUACUGAGAAAUUUGUAUGGAACCGGGGUUCUCUGAAUAUGUCCAUUGUGCAGUCCCCUGACAUCCACUCUUUUUCUUUUCAAUUGUGGUGGUUGUAAAGUCAGGCACCAGACGUCUCCAGACGAGACUGGUGUAGAAGAGCCAUCCCUAUAGUCACACUAUGAAAUAGAUCACCAGAUUUGCUGAGGCUACUUACGCCUUUGGGAUGAGGCUGCAGCUACUCGUAACUGAAACCUGUCUGGGUAGGUGCCAUUUCUUCAGGUUGCAUAAAAUACUUGUGUGGUAGGGAUUAUACAGAAUGAAUCCCGCGGUUGGCAUUACAUAUCCUCCUUUAUGUUCAGCAAGGUGGGGUAGAAGAAGGAAGAAGGUGUAGAUGAAAGAUUAGAUUUCUAAAAUGAUACUACCAACUUUCACACUAAACAAGACGAUAAAGCCCAGUGGACAUGGCCAUUUAAGGAGAAAAGCAAGGCGAAAAAGACCAUACCUAACAGAGCUGCUGGCAUCGGGUUAAAGAUUAGUUAGGAAUAUUUGCACUGAACACGCUAGUCAUUGUACAUCUGUAAAAAAAUAAGACUUUAAAAAGUUUUCUUUAGAAAACAUGCUACUUAUUCCAUCUUGAUGGUGAAUCAUAAAAAUAUGUAAAGUUCAGUUUUAAUAUAAAAUUGUAAUUUUGGGGUUAUGUUUGUGUAAUUUUUAAAUAUUUUUUAAUUUAAAUUAGUUUGUAAUUAAGCAACUGAAUGCAAAUGAAUUAAAGCAGUCGGCUUUGUUUGCACUAAUAAGGGACACCACUGUAUAAUGCUGCUAUUCCUUCAGCUGAAAAAGCCUUCUUGAUAAUGCUAGUUGUGCUUCAGCAUCAUUUUAUGUUUAGGAUAUCUUUUAAAUAAAACACUUUUUGGUGACAGUCUAAGAAUAACAUAAUAAACUGCUACAAAAAUAUUUCAAAAGACGUUUAUAUAUGUGCUCAAACAUAUAUAAGAAGUAGUGCCAAUAAGCCAUUCACAAAGAAUGAGUUUCACUGUAUAGGUUUAAUGAAAGCAACUGGAAAAUGUCCGAAUUGUAUUGGCUGAAUUAGAAUGUGUACUGGAUGUCUUUUUAAGAAUACAACUCCGCUUUAGGUUUUUCUUUCCGUUAUAUGCAAUAGAGGUUUUCAGCAAUCUCUAUUCUAACAGUGUGAUCCAAAGGAAACUUUUGGCUUAUAUCUGCCUUUGCACUUUUCAGUAAACACUUCCACUUGCUUAGCAAAAUUGUGCAUACUGUAAAUGUUUGAACAUUGAGAUGUGUUUUAACUAUUUUGUAGAACUGAGCUGGAGAUAAUAAAGCUCUGCUGGAAAAAAAA